Molecule: messenger RNA, 1425 nt
Organism: Camellia sinensis
Lineage: Eukaryota; Viridiplantae; Streptophyta; Magnoliopsida; Ericales; Theaceae
Source: RefSeq, a predicted model, not a curated record
AUGGCCUUCAAUGAUGAGAGGGUCAAACCCCACUUCGAUUCUAAAAUUUGGGUUUAUGUUUCUCAAGAUUUUGAUGUGAAAAGGGUGAUCAAAGCAACAAUAGAAUCUGCAAAUGAAAAAGCUUGUGAGGCAGUUGACCUAGACUCACUGCAGAGAAAGCUUCGCGACAUGCUGCAUGGGAAAAGAUACCUGAUUGUAUUAGAUGAUGUGUGGUAUGAAGAUCCAGACAAGUGGGAUGCGUUCAAGUAUUCACUAGCAUGUGGAUCAAAAGGUGCUUCCGUUAUUGUCACUACUCGUGUUGAUAAGGUUGCAUCAAUCAUGGGAACUAUUUCACCUCAUCGCUUGUCAGUUUUAUCCAAAGAAGAUUGUUGGUUGUUGUUCAGGCAACGAGCAUUUGGACUUGGAAAUGAAGAACGCCCAAACGUUGUCGCCGUUGGGAAGGAGAUAGUGAAGAAGUGCGGGGGUGUGCCUUUAGCUGCAAAGGCCCUCGGAGGGCUAAUGCGCUUCAAAAGAGAGGAAAAAGAGUGGCUUCAUGUUAAGGAAAGUAAAUUUUGGAACUUACCCCAGGACAAAAAUUCCAUCUUGCCUGCCUUAAGAUUAAGUUACUUUUAUCUUCCAUUGGAAUCAAGACAUUGUUUUGCUUAUUGUGCCAUUUUCCCAAAGGGUUCUCGAAUUCGAAAGAGAGACCUAAUUCAUCUUUGGAUGGCUAAUGGCUAUAUUUCAUGCAAAGGACGAUGGGAACCGGAAGAUAUUGGUGAUCAGAUUUGUAAUGAAUUAUGUUCGAUAUCUUUUUUCCAAGAGGUGAAGGACGACAUAUGUGGUAUAUGUUUCAAGAUGCAUGAUCUUGUGCACGAUCUUGCCCGAUCAAUUAUGAACGGUGAAUGUCAAAUGAUCAAGUUUAACACUUCAAGUAAUAUAUACAACGAAAAAGCUCAUCAUGUAACAUUGGCUGUCAGACAUGCGGAUAAUUUUAAUAACACAUUUCACAAAGUUGUAUCCCUACGGACAUUACGAGUGCAAUAUCCGUCAAUUUACCCAUUACGAGAUGACUUUUUGUUGUGUGAUUUCAGAAUGUUUGGUUCACUGCGAGCUUUUGAUGCACGGGGCAACGUGAAAGAGUUGCUACCUUCAAUUGGCAACUCAAAACAUCUGAGGUAUUUGAACCUUUCCCAUUUUGGUUUCAAGCAACUUCCUGAUUCAAUUUGUAAUCUCUUGAAUUUGGAAACAUUAAUUCUAGACCACUGUCGGGACCUUAAGAGAUUGCCCCAGAACAUGAGGUACCUGAGAAGUCUCCGACAUCUUUUUAUGUCACACUGUCAGUUAAUUGAGAUGCCCCCAAAAAUUGGGCAGCUAACUAACCUGAAGACGUUAAAUAAAUUUGUUGUGGGUAAGAGCACUGAUUGUAGUCUCAGCUACCUAACCUGA